AUGGGAAAGAAAGUCAUUGCUAAAAGAGCACCUCGUGAGAAAAUCCAUAAACUUCCAGGAUAUCCUAGACCAUCAACUUGUUCUCAAGACACCACUUUUACUCCUUCACUUUUUCCUCCUACAUCUCCUCCUCGAACUGACCCCAUGGCUCGUACCAAGACCACUCCAAGGUAUCCUGCCUCUGCCAAACCGACACCACCACCAAAAGCGACGCCUUCCAAACCUGCCUCUUCAAAACCUGGCUCUUCAAAGCCAUCCUCAUCCAAAGGGAAGCGUCCGGCGACGGAGGAACCUGUUCCCGAGCCACCACAACCCAGGGCAAGGUCAGUUCCUGUGCGCCCACAGAGAGGUAAAACUCGAGUUCCUCUCAAAUCAGUUAGUGAACCUGACAUUGGGCCGUUUGAUCACAAAGCUCACUUUUUGACCUCUCACUCGAACUAUAACCCUUAUAGAUUCAAAUCUGCCAUGAACAAUGAUUUUUAUGAAGGGGUAUCCAGGAUCGUACUCUGUGUCCAUCUUUUCUAG
Molecule: messenger RNA, 525 nt
Organism: Arachis stenosperma
Lineage: Eukaryota; Viridiplantae; Streptophyta; Magnoliopsida; Fabales; Fabaceae
Product: extensin-like
Exons: 1
Coding region: 1-525 (174 amino acids)
Source: RefSeq, a predicted model, not a curated record